Messenger RNA from Striga hermonthica, 957 nucleotides. NCBI's taxonomy places the organism in Eukaryota, Viridiplantae, Streptophyta, Magnoliopsida, Lamiales, Orobanchaceae. The record is from the annotation of a GenBank genome assembly.
AUGGCUGCUACUGGUGGAAUGAAUGAUUUGUCAUCAGAAAUGGAGGUGGAUGCUUUUAGACGUCUUUUUCCUUUACGGUUUCACGAGCGUCACCUUGUUGAAUCGAUUAGGCCCGACGGUCGGCCCCUUGAUAGAGCUCGAGACACGUCACUCGUGCUCGGAGCUGUGGCAUCUGCUAAUGGUUCAGCACUGGCGAAGAUAGGUUGCACCACCAUGUUAGCUGCCAUUAAAAUGGAAGUCAUGACUCCGACUAUGGAGGCACCCGAUGAAGGUUGCAUAGCCAUUGAUUUCCACAUGCCCCCGAUUUGUUCUCCACUCAUUCGCCCUGGCAGGCCGGCAGAAAUAGCUCCCGUAUUAGCUAAACAGUUAUCGGACUCCAUUUUGAGGCAAGGAAAUUACACGACUUUAAGUUUUGUUCUUUUAUGCAGUUCUGGCAUGAUUGAUCUGAAAGAUUUAUGUCUGGUGAAUGGCAAAGUUGCUUGGAUGGCGUACUUGGACAUUUACUGUUUGGAUGCUGACGGUGCCCUUUUUGAUGCAGCUUUGCUUUCUGCAGUGGCGGCCUUCUCGCAUCUGAAAAUCCCGAUAGUCUCCCUCAAUGAUGACGGUCGAGUUGUUCUUGUAUCCGAGGACAGCAAAGGAAGAGCCACAAAGCAAAGAGAACCCGUCAAUAAAGAGAAGCGAAAGCUCAGACUGAAUGUGGUACCAUUUGCUCUAACAUGUGUACUUUACAAGGACUACAUUCUGGCCGACCCCACCUCUGAGGAAGAGUCGACUAUGGAGACGUGUCUAACCGUGGUACUCAACUCGUCUUUUCAGCUCGUCUCGUUUAAUAAACCUGGUGGGCCCGGUCUGGCACAUACAUCAGCAAUCCAGGACUGCAUAUCGUUAACGAGACAACGAGUGAAAGAACUUGAGAAGAUUCUGAAUGAUGCAAUCUCUGAUAUGGAAGUCGACUGA